AUGCCUCAACUAUUAGAGAUGCAGCUUUCGCUGCUCCAUUCCGUGUCCAAGGCACUGGACAAUCUCAAGAAGAUCGGGAGGAACAAUUUCACUCCCGCCAAACUCCGUUCGAGAAUGACGUCGCUGAAGGAGACGUGGCAGCAGUGCAAGCAAGGACACGCCGCGCUCUCGAGCCAGUACACCGAAUCCGAGCGAGAGACAAUUCCGUACUUUGCUGAGGGUCAACUUGACGCGCACGAGGACAUUUUUCUGGCGACACUGGACUACAUGACUGAGCAAUUGGAAAUCCUCGAGCCUAUCGUGAGACACAACCAAACCUCUGCUAAUGUUUCGGUAUCAGAGAUCUCCGAAUCAUCAUCACUGUCGCUACAGCAUCUUCCGCCGAUCAAACUGCCUCCUUUCUCCGGGGACGCGGCUGAUUGGGAGACUUUUCGCGACCGAUUCAAAUCGUUAAUCAUCGCAAAUAAAGACAUUUCAAACUUCUCUAGAAUGCAUUUUCUGGCAUCCAGCUUAACUGGUCGCGCUCGCGACACUAUAUCCGGAAUUUCCAUUACCGCCGAUAACUUCCAAACAGCGUGGGACGCACUUGUUGCUCGUUUUGAAAAUAAGCGAAAAUUAAUAGAUGUUCACGUUGCGUCACUCUACAAUUUACCUUCGGUUUCCCGCGAGUCCGCCGUUGAACUCCACGCUUUACGCGAUCAAGCGGAGCGCGCGAUAUCCGCCUUGAAGCAACUAAAGCGAAGCUCGGACGAACAGUUAAGCGAUAUACUUGUUUACCUCGUAUCGCAAAAACUAGAUCCCGCGACGAAACGAGCGUGGAAAUUGAAAUGCUGUUCCGACAAUUCAGACACGGUUCCCACGUAUGAAACUCUUAAGAAAUUCAUAAACUCGCGCGCUGUUGCCCUCGAGGAGAUCGCUCCCGCGGCGUCCGCCAAGCCUCGGCAGGCCAGGGCACACAACGUCGCCGCGACGAAAUCAAAAGAGGUAGCGUGCCCAUUGUGCAAAGGCGCUCAUUACUUGAGCAAGUGUACCAAGUUCUUGAGCAAGAGUGCGACUCAGAGACGCGACUUAGUAAAGCAGACAAAUCGAUGCUAUAAUUGCCUGAGUGCUCGGCACAGUGUUAGCGAUUGUACAAGCACAUUCACGUGCCGCACGUGCCAGCAAAAGCAUCACACGCUUUUGCACUCUGAGUCGAUCUCUUCCUCAACUGCUACGCCGACGCCCGAUCAAUCCGACCAUGCGAAUACGACCGGAGAGUUGCCCGCCAACUCGCAAGUAUCCGCGAUGAAUGCGAUCGCCGCCGACGCGGAUCCCACGCCGGUCUUACUCGCCACCGCCGAGGUUUCUGUCCGCUCACGCGAUCACCGAACCGAAACCGUCAGGGCCCUGCUGGACCAGGGUUCCGAAGUUACGUUCAUAAGCGAACGACUCGCGCAAUCCUUACGC
Molecule: messenger RNA, 1446 nt
Organism: Vollenhovia emeryi
Lineage: Eukaryota; Metazoa; Arthropoda; Insecta; Hymenoptera; Formicidae
Exons: 1
Source: RefSeq, a predicted model, not a curated record